UGGUAACUAGAUCUGACAACAACAUCAUAUGACUAGAUUUUGUCCAUUUUUACAGGGAUCGAUGUUUUGAGCUUUCUAUCUUUUGGUAAACUGGUUUAGAGAGCUGCUUGUCACAUCUGUCGAAAGUUUGCCUUUAUCUACCUCAAGAACCGCGCCGUUUCCUCCAGUUUCCAAGCAAUGGACCGACUUCUGUUUGCAGGUCUGCAGAUAUUGUCAGUCUUAAGUUUUACUGCAGAUGCAUCGAGCUCAAGGCCUCAUAUUAUCUUCAUACUGGCGGAUGAUUUGGGCUGGGAUGAUGUGAGUUUUCAUGGCUCAGACCAAAUUCCAACUCCUAAUAUUGAUGAUCUGGCAAAUAGUGGAGUUAUUCUGAACAAUUACUAUGUGCUGCCAAUUUGUUCACCCACACGCAGUGCUAUUAUGACUGGCCGAUAUCCUAUACAUACUGGUAUGCAACAUCGGGUGAUUUCUGCUGCUCUACCUUUUGGAGUUGGUCUUGAUGAAGUAUUUCUGCCUCAAUAUCUGAAAGAGCAAGACUACCAAACACACGCUAUUGGCAAGUGGCAUCUUGGGUUUUUUAAGAGUGCCUACAUUCCAACUAACAGAGGCUUUGAUUCGUUCUUUGGAUUUUGGAGUGGCAAAACUGACUACUGGGACCACUCCCAAGCUGAAGACGGCUUCUGGGGAUUAGACCUUCACAACAACACCACGCCUGUUUGGGAUGAAUGGGGUCACUACGGAACGGACCUUUUUGCUGAGAAGGCUGUGGACGUCAUUAACGCACAUGACACUUCCAAGCCGAUGUUUAUGUAUCUUGCCCACCAAGCUGUGCACAACGCCAACGGGAAUCAACUUAUCCAAGCUCCACAGGAUGUAAUUAACAAAUUUAAAGAUAUUAAAAACGAACGAAGAAGGAUAUUUGCUGCUAUGGUAACAGUGUUGGAUCAGUCUGUAGGCAAGGUUGUAGACGCCCUGAAAGCUCGUAACAUGUACAACAACUCGGUGAUAAUCUUCUCUACUGAUAAUGGAGGACCUGCAGCUGGUCUUGAUGGCAACAGUGCCUGUAAUUAUCCACUGAGAGGAAUGAAAACAACACUUUGGGAAGGUGGAGUGCGUGGUGUGGCGCUCGUUCACAGUCCCCUGCUGGGGACCAAAGGCCGAGUAAGCAUGGACAUGAUGCACGCUACAGACUGGGUCCCAACGCUCUACGGGCUGGCAGGAGGGAACACCAGCAAGCUGGAAAAUCUGGAUGGGUUUGACAUGUGGCCCACCCUGACUCGUGGAGAACAAAAUCCACGCACUGAAAUAUUACUCAAUAUCGAUGGCGACGAUUCUGCGCUUCGUUUUCAGCAGUGGAAAUUUGUUAAUACAAGUACUGCUCGCAGUAAAUGGUAUCCUCGUCCAGGACUUACAGAGUCCAGUAGGUCUUUCAGAGAUACACCACUAAAGAAUGUAGUGAUUAAUUGCUCUGGCGAGCCCCCGGCCACGCCAGCGGAGUGCAGAGAAAAGCCAUGCCUGUUCAACAUUGAAGAUGAUCCUUGUGAGUACUACAAUGUCGCAGAGAAAUACCCGGAUGUAUUGAACAAGUUACUGAGCGUGAUGGAAAAGUACAAAAAGUCCAUGGUUCCACCAAGAUAUAAACCCAAAGACGAAGCUGCUGACCCAAAUGCUCACGGAGGCGUUUGGACGCCGUGGCGGGAUUAGAAAUCGACAGAGAGAAAACCUGAGCUAGAAUUGACCAUUAGAAAGUUGGAUUGCUUUAGAGUCAGCAAUGACCAGAGGAGCAUUUUCACAUGACGUCACAGGGGCCAUAUUGGUAGUCCUAAACAAUUAAAUGUUUUGUCCUUUGGGAAAUGAAUUCUUUUUGUAUUGUUUAGGAACACCAAUAUGGCUGCCAUAGAAACACUUUGUAAAAGAAUUCAUCUUUAUAUGAUAUUGUUAUCAGACUUAAUUUUUUCAUGGUUACGAUAUUUCUUGUCCUCCUGUUUGCUCGAGAUCUAGCUAGUUUGUCUGAGAACAGCACUGAUUCGAGAAAUGGUUAGCUUUUAUUUGUCCUUUCGGGUGAAUACGUUUUAUCUUAAUUCUAUGUAGUUUAUUAAAAAUUAAUAUAAUAUAUACAAUGUGAUGGUAAGGCCGUUAUUAUACUAAUCGUGACCGAGUUCAGCCUUGAAGGUUUCAAUUUUUUUACUUUAUUGGGAAUAAUUUUAGAUAGAAGUUAAACUUGUGUUUUAAGGGUAAAAAGACCAGAAAUAUCCCCUACAAGUAAGACGGUGUUUAGAAUAAAAGAUGGGUUACAUAAUAA
This is a messenger RNA of Orbicella faveolata, 2299 nucleotides long. RefSeq names its product arylsulfatase I-like. NCBI's taxonomy places the organism in Eukaryota, Metazoa, Cnidaria, Anthozoa, Scleractinia, Merulinidae. The record is from RefSeq and is a predicted model, not a curated record. Gene Ontology annotation, molecular function: sulfuric ester hydrolase activity.